This is a messenger RNA of Hylaeus volcanicus, 910 nucleotides long. RefSeq lists its product as uncharacterized. NCBI's taxonomy places the organism in Eukaryota, Metazoa, Arthropoda, Insecta, Hymenoptera, Colletidae. The transcript has 3 exons. The coding region runs from base 464 to 757 and encodes 97 amino acids. The record is from RefSeq and is a predicted model, not a curated record.
AAAUUAUAUAGUAUAUACAUCCUCGUAUACUAUUUUAUUACGGUGUAUUAAAAUGUAAUAAAAUGUACUUCGUCGCUAUCUCUUUUUUCUCUAUCAAAGAAACAGUACUAAAAGUGAAACCUGGAUCAUGGCUCACUGCAAUUCCUUUAAAAGAAAAAGAAACUAUUAUUGAUACCGUAAUAAUCACAGUCCUUUUUGGAAAUCGGUUUCCGCCGUUUUCGACCCUCCCCUUGUGAGGAACAACAGCGAACAACAGUUCAUGUGGCGAACGAAAGUAUAGCGAUUGACAAGCGUCUUCUUCCUGUAACUUUAAACAAAUUGGAAGGUGGAUCCUCGGUGGAUGGACGAGAGUGGUGGGCUGCUCGCUCGUCUCCAUAGCCAUCACGAGUAUAAAACCCGCUUCUGCUUGCGCCGCGCUUAGUCUCGCUCAGCACCGACCUGAUUGUGAAACGACGCUCUUGACAUGGAGGUCCGUAUAAUAUUAUUAACGACGCUGGUGAUGGUAGGAGUUGCCUUAGCGUUUCCGCAAAAAGACGGACAGAUCUUCAGCAACGAGGCUAUAAAACAGGCACAGAACACGUAUCUCAUUCCAAAGGAUGCGACGAUACAAAAAGUACAGGAGGGUAUAGAAUUGGCUGCAUACGAGUCUAUUCCAGGCGAUCAGAAGAUCAAUCUUUUUGAAAUUUUGGGGGAACACGUUCCACCGGAAGUUGUGAACAACCUUCAAUCUCAGAUCGAUCAAAUAGGUCGGAAUUAGACUGAAUCGUGUUUCCUUCAUUCCCAUAGUCGUCGUUUCGUUGUAAAAAAAUAUCCUAGCCUUAAGUUUUCUAACAAAUAUUUAUGUGACGCGAUGUUUUUUCUAAACACUGUACUUUGAUUUUUGUACACUUUUCAUAAAUAAACGAAUAAA